GCGCUGCGCGAGAGCCGAGAGGCUUCUCCCGCGCCUGCGCAGUGGGUCUCGGGGCGCCCGGUGCUCCCCUGCUCGCCCAGUGGGGCCCCGGGCCUGACUCGGCCGCCCCGUCGGGCCUACUGGCGCUACCCUCUGGGCCCAGUUUCUCGGCUCCGCGUACGUUAGGUGCCAACCACGGCUUCCAGGGCAAAGGGGGCGUCCGAAUCCUAGGACCGAGUUCAUAGGUAAUAGGAGGUUCUUGGAUGUUUGCAUUUGAGGAAAGCUGGUCGAGGCGUUUGCCGUGAGGCUUAGAAAGCACCCGUGAACACGGCCGUGGCCGAGACGUGGGCUCUGGUAAAUGACUGUGAAAGAGCGAAUGAAUUAAUGACUAAACACUAUUGCGAGGUCCUACAGCGCAGAGUGAGCAAUGUCGCCGUGACGGGCCAGGAGCAUCCGCACAGCAAACCCUGAGACUGCGCCUGGUGUGGGCCAGUCUCCCUUCCAAUAUGUACUCGGUUAAACUCACAACAGCCCACGGAUCUUCAGUUUAGAUCUUGGAGGUAUAUCAACUGUGGUUCUAAAUGGCUAUGAAGUAGUAAAGGAAUGCCUUGUUCACCAAAGUGAAAUUUUUGCAGACAGACCAUGCCUUCCUUUAUUUAUGAAGAUGACAAAAAUGGGAGGCUUACUUAAUUCCAGAUAUGGCCGAGGAUGGGUUGAUCACAGAAGAUUAGCUGUAAACAGCUUUCGCUAUUUUGGAUAUGGCCAAAAGUCUUUUGAAUCUAAAAUCUUAGAAGAAACCAAAUUUUUCAUUGAUGCUGUUGAAACAUACAAAGGUAGACCUUUUGACUUUAAACAAUUAAUAACAAAUGCUGUUUCAAACAUAACCAACCUGAUCCUUUUUGGAGAACGAUUCACUUAUGAAGACACUGAUUUUCAGCACAUGAUUGAGUUAUUUAGUGAAAAUGUGGAACUUGCUGCCAGUGCCUCAGUCUUCCUGUAUAACGCCUUUCCUUGGAUUGGCAUCUUACCUUUUGGAAAACAUCAACAGCUGUUUAGAAAUGCAGCUGUGGUCUAUGAUUUUCUCUCCAGGCUUAUUGAAAAAGCUUCUGUCAACAGAAAGCCUCAGUCACCUCAGCAUUUUGUUGAUGCUUAUUUAGAUGAGAUGGAUCAAGGUAAAAAUGACCCAUCAUCUACUUUCUCCAAAGAAAACCUAAUUUUCUCCGUGGGUGAACUCAUCAUUGCUGGAACCGAAACUACAACCAAUGUGCUACGGUGGGCAAUUCUUUUCAUGGCCCUUUAUCCUAACAUUCAAGGACAAGUUCAGAAGGAGAUUGAUUUAAUUAUGGGACCCAGUGGGAAGCCUUCUUGGGACAACAAAUGCAAAAUGCCUUAUACUGAGGCAGUUUUGCAUGAAGUUUUAAGAUUCUGUAAUGUAGUGCCAUUAGGGAUUUUCCAUGCAACCUCUGAAGAUACAGCUGUACGUGGUUAUUCCAUUCCUAAAGGCACAACAGUCAUUACAAAUCUUUAUUCUGUACACUUUGAUGAAAAGUACUGGAGAGACCCAGAAAUAUUCUGUCCUGAGCGAUUUCUAGACAGCAGUGGAUAUUUUUCCAAGAAGGAAGCUUUGGUUCCAUUUUCCCUAGGAAGAAGACAUUGUCUUGGAGAACAGCUGGCUCGGAUGGAAAUGUUCCUGUUUUUUACAGCAUUACUUCAGCGGUUUCACUUGCAUUUCCCACAUGAACUGGUUCCAAAUUUGAAGCCCAGGUUAGGCAUGACAUUGCAACCCCAGCCCUACCUCAUCUGUGUGGAAAGACGCUGAAAGUCCAUGGAUGUUGUGUGGAACAAGACUGUAUGUUUGCCUCACCCCUGAACCUCAUUUAAUCUACUCAGUGUGUGUUUUUGGACAAAAGUCACAACAUCAUAAAG
Rhinolophus ferrumequinum (greater horseshoe bat) is the source of this 1905-nucleotide messenger RNA. RefSeq names its product vitamin D 25-hydroxylase. Gene Ontology annotation, biological process: xenobiotic metabolic process. Bases 638 to 1798 code for a protein of 386 amino acids. NCBI's taxonomy places the organism in Eukaryota, Metazoa, Chordata, Mammalia, Chiroptera, Rhinolophidae. Gene Ontology annotation, cellular component: intracellular membrane-bounded organelle; cytoplasm. Gene Ontology annotation, molecular function: oxidoreductase activity, acting on paired donors, with incorporation or reduction of molecular oxygen, reduced flavin or flavoprotein as one donor, and incorporation of one atom of oxygen; iron ion binding; heme binding. The transcript has 5 exons. The record is from RefSeq and is a predicted model, not a curated record.